This is a messenger RNA of Cucumis sativus (cucumber), 1086 nucleotides long. RefSeq lists its product as uncharacterized. Bases 78 to 839 code for a protein of 253 amino acids. The record is from RefSeq and is a predicted model, not a curated record. NCBI's taxonomy places the organism in Eukaryota, Viridiplantae, Streptophyta, Magnoliopsida, Cucurbitales, Cucurbitaceae. The transcript has a single exon.
ACCCAGUCCAUAUUUCAAUAACUCACAAUAUUAACUCCAAAUUCAAACACAAAGAAGCAACACCAAAACAGAAAAAAAUGGAUGAAUACAAACAUUUCAGCCAUCUCCAUGACUUGAAACUUUACCAAAUCCAAGAAGAUCAAACCAACCAACAAUUCCGCUGCUCCGGUUGCUAUUCACUUUGCCAUGGCCUCGUUUACGGUUGUCAGAGCUGCGAGUUCUUCCUACAUGAGGCUUGCGCCACCGCACCCCGCUCACUCCAACACCCAUCCCACCCUUCUCACCACCUCACUCUCCUCCCUUCUCCGACUUACCCCGAUGGCUCCUUCCUCUGCAACGCCUGCGGUGCCACUGGCUCCUCCUUUUGCUUCUCCUGCAUCCCCUGCGACAUAGACCUUCAUGUCGAUUGUGGCCUCUUACCCCAACAACUCGACCUCGAAUCUCAUCGUCAUACUCUCUCUUUACUCUUUUCUCCUCCCUCUAGUAUAUGUAACUUGUGUCGCCGCGCAAUCGACUCUAGAUAUUGGAGUUACAGUUGCUCCACUUGUAACUUUGACAUACAUACUUACUGCGCCACGACCCCGACUGCACCCCCGGUUGGAGGCAUGCGAAAUGAUCGACACCUGCAGUUUCCAGCAGUUGACCAGGAGGAUUACGACAGUGUUUCUCCUGUAGACCGGUAUGGUGGAGCGACAACGGUGAAUCCGCGAGAUGGGGUGGUGGUGGAUCCAUUUCUGCAGGCACAGGCAGAGCUACACGAGCUUCAAAUGCAAAUGCAGAUUGUGAAUGAGAUGGCCAAGAUGAUGGCGUCUGUUAACUUGAGCUCUCUUGCACCAUGAAUAAUAUACACAAACACAUGAUUUUUAUAUAUGUAUUGAUCAUUUGAGUAUAUAUAUAUAUAUAUAUAUAUAUUUAUAUAUGCGUUAUUGGAUUUUAAUUAAUAAGCUGAAAUAUUAAUCACUAUUUUUAAGUUGUGGGUAUGUUUGGAUUAAGAGAAAAUUUCAAAUUUGAACUCCAUAAAACUUCGUUAGAUCUUAUUGAAAACUGUAUAAUUUUGUGAUUGCAUAAAGUUGGUUUGUUUAUGGA